CUGAGAGCGGCUGCAGAUCCCAGCCUGGACCACAGAGAGCUGCCAGCCUCUGUGUGUGUAUCUCUGCAGGCAGCAAACAGCUCUUCUGCUCAUGGACUGGAGCUUUUAUAUGGACAGGUUGGAGGAGGCUUCACCAUGGAGUGCAGCUUCUCCACAUCUGGAUGGGGGGAGGUGAAGUCCCUCUGCAGAGAAAAGUGUGAUGGAGGAAACAAGCUCAUCCAGACAAAGUCCAACGCGGCUGAAAAGGGAAGAUACCGUAUCCAGUACAGUGAGAAAGUUCUGUCGGUGAGCAUCUCAGGUCUGACCCGGUACGACUCAGGACGCUACCGCUGUGCUGUGGGCAGAUCUUCACACAUAGAUGUGGAGCUGGUUGUAGCUGAGGGAUCUGGAAGCAAGAAGUUGUUCUGCAGAGGAGACUGUUGGCACGGAGGAGAGAUUCUUGCCCAGACAGAUGGUGUCAGAGCUGAAAAGGGCAGAUACAGGAUUGGAUUUGUGGAUAAAAGGUUUGCAGGAGGAGUUCUGUAUGUGAGCAUCACACAGCUGAACCAGUCUGACUCAGGACGGUACAGAUGUUAUCUGGACAGGAUUGGACCUGAUGGAUCCACAGAUUUUAGCAUCCAGGUCUCAGCU
This is a messenger RNA of Menidia menidia (Atlantic silverside), 630 nucleotides long. NCBI's taxonomy places the organism in Eukaryota, Metazoa, Chordata, Actinopteri, Atheriniformes, Atherinopsidae. The record is from the annotation of a GenBank genome assembly.